GUAGUUAAUUGAAUUUCGCUCCUAAAAUGAAUAUGUUCCAAUCAAUUCUGGAGACGGUACCUAAGACGCGGUCGCAGAUGGUCAACGAGCUAGAUAUACCGGAUGUGGCAGUUCAGCCGUACAUUUGGAGCGAACCCGACGACUCUAUUGACACUGACAGUAUCCCGUCUAUCACCAUUGAUGAAUUUGAUGUGAGGACUGUCAGCUCGGAGUCAAGCCUGGCGCUAUCGAGAGCAAUGACCGACUCGGAAAUUGAUUACGAGCGGUAUAAAUUGCUCAAGAAUAGGAGGUUCAGCGAUCCUUGGAUCCAGAUGAAGAUUGCAAUCGAUGCUUUCCCACCGGGCUAUAUCGACUCGUUGAACAGUUUCAAAGGAAGCUCCUCGGAAAGCACGGAGGAGUCGAGCAGGGAACGACAUCGGUACAACGAGGAAUUGAAGCUGAAGAUGGAAAGGUUCUUCGAGGAGGAGUGCCGAGUGUUUUCACCCGAUGACCCUGGCCUGAUUGCGUUAGAAGAAGCUUUGCAGGACACUCAGAUAAAGAGCAGUGACUUGGAUAGCAACGUUUCGUGAAGAAUUGGAGCAGGCUAAUUUUG
Molecule: messenger RNA, 592 nt
Organism: Pararge aegeria (speckled wood butterfly)
Lineage: Eukaryota; Metazoa; Arthropoda; Insecta; Lepidoptera; Nymphalidae
Exons: 4
Coding region: 27-569 (180 amino acids)
Source: RefSeq, a predicted model, not a curated record